AUGGUUACUACUACUUCAACGACGUCGCAUCACCACGGCGAUGAAACUCUGCAUUACUACCUGCCGGACACAAACACGCGAGAGGCAGAGUUGCAAAAACAAGGGUGGAUGGAACCAAUAGUAAUAGACGACGAAGAUUUGAUGUUCAGCGGUAAAAGCCUGAGUGCUUGGUAUGAGGAAGAGAGGAAGUCGGUUAGUAGUCCAGCCGAAGAAGAACGACGGGGUCGUCAAAGAGUGAGUUUCACCUUAAGAUUCGUGGUAGAAUAA
Daldinia childiae is the source of this 267-nucleotide messenger RNA. RefSeq lists its product as uncharacterized. Bases 1 to 267 code for a protein of 88 amino acids. The record is from RefSeq and is a predicted model, not a curated record. NCBI's taxonomy places the organism in Eukaryota, Fungi, Ascomycota, Sordariomycetes, Xylariales, Hypoxylaceae. The transcript has a single exon.